ACAGCAUUACAUAUACGAAGCUCAUCCACAGCUUUGCUCUCCUCCACACUAGCAACACUGCACCGCAAGCAUGCAUCUCUGGGCAGUGCUGCUCACCCAACGCCACAAGCCUACAAGAAAGACACGUGGGGCUGUGAUAUUGAUGUCGAGUUGUUGGAACUUCCCACCCCGCAAAAAACAUUAGCUGGUCCUCUUAAAGAGGUUAAAAGUUUUGCUGGCAGCCCAUCGACGCCUGUCAAGCCAGGACCGACGCCUUUCAAUAAAAGUAGUUUGGAGUGUUCUGAUUCGAAAUCAUGGAGGCCGGUUCGGCCCAAAUCGGUGGAAGUGAUCCAGCGGACAGUGUCUACCUCGGAGUAUGAGACAGGUUCUGACAAGUCGAGAGGCAGGAAGUCUGCUGGUUUGUAUGGGGGGCUGCCCGACGCCCAAGAAGAGGAGGCCUCAUUGAGGCACAUUUCUGAAGAGGGGAGGAAAAUUCGUCGUUUGCAUGGGAACUCGCAUCCCCUUACAAAAUUAUCAGAA
Molecule: messenger RNA, 519 nt
Organism: Lymnaea stagnalis (great pond snail)
Lineage: Eukaryota; Metazoa; Mollusca; Gastropoda; Lymnaeidae
Source: the annotation of a GenBank genome assembly